ACUAAAUCCAACUUUAUACGGACAAGUUAACAUAGAACAUUAGAAUCAUCAAAGUGGAACUCAGAUACCUUAGCUUUCUUACAACGCGGUCCACGGGGCUGGUGGAUCCACUAAAAAAAACGUCAUCUUUGGUUAUCAUCAAUAAAUAUAAGGGCUAGCAUAUAUUUUAUUUUAAAAUUGAGAUCUCAAUUCCAAAUUUAUCACUCUGUUCAUCAGCUUAAACCCUACAUAUUAUUUUUCUCUCAGCGUCAGCCCGUGAAAAUGUUCAAGAAGUUUACAACUGAAGAAGUGUCUGGACAAAAUCAAGUCAAGGCAUCUGUGCAGCGUAAAAUUCGUCAAAGCAUUGCGGAAGAGUACCCAGCACUAGAGCCGGUGUUGGAGGAUUUGCUUCCGAAGAAGUCUCCACUUAUUGUUGCAAAAUGUCCGAAUCAUCUGAACCUAGUUGUAGUGAACAAUGUACCCCUGUUUUUCAACAUACGUGAUGGACCUUAUAUGCCUACUUUACGUCUUCUGCAUCAGUAUCCCAAUAUAAUGAAAAAACUACAAGUUGACAGGGGAGCAAUUAAAUUUGUCCUUUCUGGUGCCAACAUAAUGUGUCCGGGCCUUACUUCUCCCGGGGGUGCCUUGGAUGACGAAGUGGGAGCAGAAACUCCUGUGGCUAUUAUGGCUGAAGGAAAGCAACAUGCUCUUGCUAUUGGCUUUACAAAGAUGUCGGCAAAAGAUAUAAGGGCAAUCAACAAGGGAAUUGGUGUGGAUAACAUGCAUUAUCUUAAUGAUGGCCUCUGGAAGAUGGAGCGACUGGAUUGAGCUUGAAUGAAACUCGAGACCCAUCUUUUACUAGAUGGACAAUGUUUACCUGCUGCAAAUAGCAAGAGUUACUCAUCGUUAUGCACCUGUUAUUUCGUUUCUCUAGAUGUUAGUGGGGGUUCAUCCAACGGUUUUGACAGAUUUUGGUUUGAUAUUUUAGAUUUCAACUUUUAAAAAUGUUAAACACAACCAUAACGAAAUAAAUUCGAUAUGGUUUGUUUUUUCA
Nicotiana tabacum (common tobacco) is the source of this 1033-nucleotide messenger RNA. RefSeq lists its product as uncharacterized. Gene Ontology annotation, biological process: formation of translation preinitiation complex. Gene Ontology annotation, molecular function: RNA binding. Lineage: Eukaryota; Viridiplantae; Streptophyta; Magnoliopsida; Solanales; Solanaceae. The record is from RefSeq and is a predicted model, not a curated record.